Messenger RNA from Meloidogyne enterolobii, 843 nucleotides. Lineage: Eukaryota; Metazoa; Nematoda; Chromadorea; Rhabditida; Meloidogynidae. The record is from the annotation of a GenBank genome assembly.
AUGAAACUUUUCGGUAUAUUAAUAAUUUUAAUCUUCAAUGCGAUAUUAUGGAGUUUAAUUAAUUCUGUUAAACAAAACAAAGGAAAAAAUAGACUUGAGGAAGCCACAAAGGAUCGAACUAAGGGCGAUGGGGCGGAAUCUUCUGUCAAACCUCAAUUUCAAAAAUAUGAAGAAAUCACCAAAAAGAACACAAGUAAAGAUAAUGAAAAAAAGUUGAAAAGAAGUGAAUAUAUGAAAAUUUACCGUCAAAACAAUAGGGGAAAAAAUCGUGAAUAUAAUCGAAAAUAUAGAGAAAAUAAUAAAGAUAAAACUCAAGAAUAUGGUAGAAAAUACCGUCAAAACUAUAAAGAAAAGAUUCGAGAAACUGAUCAAAAUAAACAGGAAAAGAUGAUAGAAUAUUUUCGAAAAUACCGUCAAAACAAUAAGGAAAAGAAGCGAGAUUAUGAUCGAAGAUACUACCAAAACAAUAAGGAAAAGAAGCGAGAACGGAAUCGAAAAUACCGAGAAAGUAGGAAAAAUAAACAAGCAGGUUUACAAAAUGUUCAUUCUGAUAACGGAGAAACUUCAUUUGCUAAUACACAAAAUGAUAUUAGAGAUAAAGGUAAAUUUCCAAUCAUUUAUGAAGAGAGCAUUCAUCAUGAAGAAGAAAAUAUUUCUAAUCAAGAAGAGGAAGAAAGUAACAAAAACGAAAUAGAAACUUAUGUGGAUGAGCUAAAUCAACAAGUGGUAGAAGAUCCAAAGAAGAUUACUGAAAAUUACACGAAUCAGAUAGAUUUGAAUGAAAAAUAUUACCCUCUUGAUCUGAACGAAAAACCUGUGGGCGAUGAUGUGGACGUUAUUUAA